Molecule: messenger RNA, 1059 nt
Organism: Pisolithus orientalis
Lineage: Eukaryota; Fungi; Basidiomycota; Agaricomycetes; Boletales; Pisolithaceae
Exons: 1
Coding region: 1-1059 (352 amino acids)
Source: RefSeq, a predicted model, not a curated record
AUGGAAAAUCCCAACCUGGCAGUACAGCCCAAUUUUACCACAGAAGAAUAUCAAGAUGCUUGUCUUCAACUCAUUAAUGACAUAGUAAAUGGUCAACAAGCUGCCAACAUCCUAGUGUCCCUAUGGACACUAAACAACAAUAAAGAAAAACUCAACUGGCAAGUGUGCAAAGAACAAGAAGCCCAAAGAACACAAGAAGAACUAGAGCAAGCUGAAGAAGAAUCUGAAGAACUACAAUGCUGCAGACUCAAAGAAGCAGAAACAGUGCAAGCAGAAGAGCACAAAAUGAACAGAGUCAAGCAUGCUCCAAUAUGCAAAGUAGGGGUUCCCUCAGGCCCUGUCAACAUCCCCUCCCCAUAUGCAAUGCACAAACUCAAGAAAGGUGAAUAUGUCAAACUCUGCUUUUUCACCAACAUUGGCCUAGCAGAUGCAGAGUCCUUCAACCCAUUGGUAGAUGACAAAGCCCUAACCCUACUCAAAGCUGACAAUGGUCAACACAUCUGGGUUCCAGCUUCAACCACUAGAGAUAAGUCAUCUGUUAUAAAAGAUGAGGACUUAACCUGGGAGCAGUCCAGAGAGGCCACCAUCCAUCUAAUAAGUGCCAUGAAGGAACAUGACUGGGAGGAAGAAAGAAUAGACAUGCACAUAGAUUUUUGGACAGCCAUCGAGGCUCACCCAUGGUGCCAUUCCCUUCAUGCUCACCUCAAGAAAGCAUUACUACUCUACCAAAGCCAACAGAGACAGAGGUGGCACCAAGUGUUGUUGACACUCAACACCUGGUCCCUAGCAGAGUUGAACCAAGAACUGCUAAAUGAUGCCCGAGAAGAGAUAUGUGACAAAGGGUACUACCAAGAACUCAACAAUCUCAGAAAGGUGUGGGUUAUCAGCAUCACAACACCACUCAACCUGACCACUCCCCCCCCCCUUCUUCUCCCUGCACACCAUUCCCCAUUCCCCUCUCUCACAUAUUCCACCAUGCUACACACUAACCCUGGCAUAACAUCCAUUGAACAACCAUACCUUCUACUCCACUCUGCUAUCUGGCAUCACACCCAUUGA